Messenger RNA from Camelina sativa (false flax), 3116 nucleotides. RefSeq names its product pumilio homolog 6, chloroplastic. Gene Ontology annotation, molecular function: mRNA binding. Gene Ontology annotation, cellular component: cytoplasm. The record is from RefSeq and is a predicted model, not a curated record. NCBI's taxonomy places the organism in Eukaryota, Viridiplantae, Streptophyta, Magnoliopsida, Brassicales, Brassicaceae. Gene Ontology annotation, biological process: post-transcriptional regulation of gene expression.
AAAGGAUCCUCCGUAAUGGUGGAAAAUAUGGGUUUUUAUUCUUGCCAUUACCGGAAUAAAAUCCAAACAUUUAAAAAUCAGCACUGACUUAGCCAAAGAUGGUCACUUUAGUAUAUCAUUCAUUUCUCUCUCUCCUCCUUCCUCCCUGCUUCUCUCUCUCUCUCUCUCUCUGAGCACCAGAAUCUAGGGUUUCUUAACAGUGAAUCUUUUUUGCUUCCUCCUCAAUAAUCGUCUUCUGGUACUUGCGUUAUAAAGCUCCCUUCUUUGGUGUAGAAGAGCAAUACCCUUUGGAGAAAUGGCAACUGAGAAUCCUAUUAGGAUGUCCGAAAGCAAUGAAAGAUGGUCUAAUUCUAGGCAGGUUUCUGUGCCUAAUCGAAGUGGAAGUGCUCCACCGAGCAUGGAGGGAUCUUUUCUAGCUGUGAAUAAUCUAUUGUCAAGACAGGUCGACUCUGGUUACACCGUGACUACUCAUUCUUCUAAACACAGCCUUAACCGCAUACCUUCUCCACCGAUUUAUUACCCUACUGAGUAUCAGUUCAUAUACAAUCGUGUAGGUAGAUUUCGAAGUAACAAGGGAUUGAAUAAAGUUAAUUCUCCCAAUCAUUUGUCCCCAGGUACACUUUCUACUCAUAAGGAAGUGUCUGAGGAUGAAAGCUCCCAACAGUUCUCUGUUAAUAGUGUUUCAGAUAAGACUAAUGGGUUGGACAUUCGUCUUUCCCCUCCUGGUUCUCAAGGUUUGGACGAUUUCAGGCAGGAUGUUAGUUCUUCUAGGGCGACCCCUCAGCAUAGUCAGUCUAACUCUUCAAAUGGUGAAAUGAAUACAGCAGAGGAGGGUGGUAACUUCUCGGAGAUAUCAGAUGAUCUUAUGGUUAAAGAUAAUGCUGCUUCAAGGACGAAUGGUUCCACUGGCACUGAGAAGAGUCCUGAUGAUUCUGCUAUCAUCUCUAAAAUGAAGAAUACUAACAUAUCAGGAUCCGGAACUGCUAAAUACCCGCGAGAACGAAGGUAUACAAGGCCAGAAAGGCAGCUGCACCAACAACAAAAUAAUGCAACUUGGAUUCAAGGUGGCGGCAAAAUGGGUUCUCAUGGUGUAAACGAUGCAGUUACGGGGACUGGACAGUUUCAUUAUGGACAACCUUACAAGUUCUCGGGUGAUGGUCAGCCUGUGCUUCAGUCUUCAGGUUUUACUCCCCCUCUUCUUUACACUGCUACCCAAGCGCCGUAUAUGACUUCACCAGCUCAUAUGUAUAACAUGCAGUCUCCGGCUGUUUAUUCUCCUCAGUAUGGUUAUGGACCAUACACCAGCAUGAUCCCUCAAUUUAUGCCUGGAUACCCUUCCCAUGGUUCUGUUCCACUUAUUGUCAGUCCAGAUUUUAUUCAAUCUGGGCCAAGUGCGGGAAGUGUUGUCCACGGAGGUGAAAUGCAGUAUGCGGGACAACCUUCUUUCCCAGAUCCUAUGUAUAUGCAGUACUGUCAACAGUCAUUCGGGCAGAUGGAACCGCUAACUCCUAGGAACCACAACAAUGCUCCUGAGUCUCAGAAAGAUGAUCCGAAGUUUCUUCGACAAAUAAGAGGGCCAAGUAACUCUAAUAUGGGUAGAACGGGAAUGGGAGUUAAUUAUUAUGGAAUCCAGCCAAAUAUGGGGAUUAUGGUGCAGUAUCUUCCUACACAGCUCGCCCCUCCUCCUUCACCAGGUCCUGUUCCCUAUGUCGAGGCAUACCCUGCAUGGCAGCAACAGGGGAGCUUGGAAGGUGGGAAUGGCCCACGGUUGUGCAAUUUUCUUGAAGGGCUGAAAUCUGGGAAAGGCAGGAGGUUUGGUUUAUCUGACAUCACAGGACACAUUGUUGAGUUCAGUGCGGAUCAACAUGGGAGCCGAUUCAUUCAGCAAAAGCUUGAAAAUUGUAAUCCAGAAGAAAAAGCAGCUGUCUUUAGAGAAGUUCUUCCUCAUGCUUGCAAACUAAUGACAGAUGUGUUUGGUAAUUAUGUCAUUCAGAAGUUUUUUGAAUAUGGAAACGCAGCACAGAGAAAGGAGCUUGCGGAUCAACUCAUGGGGCAAAUAGUACCACUUAGUCUGCAGAUGUAUGGUUGUCGCGUAAUACAAAAGGCUCUUGAUGUCAUAGAACCUGAUCAGAGAGUUAGUUUAGCACGUGAACUUGAUGGGCAGGUCAUGAGAUGUGUUCGAGACCAAAAUGGAAACCAUGUGAUCCAGAAAUGCAUUGAGAACAUCCCGGCAGACAGAGUUGGGUUCAUGCUAUAUGCAUUCCGUGGUCAAGUUUCCUCUCUCUCUAUGCAUCCCUAUGGUUGCCGUGUUAUACAGAGGCUUCUGGAGCGUUGCUCACAUGAGCAUCAGUGUCGGUUCAUUAUCGAGGAGAUAUUGGAAUCAGUAUGCGUCCUUUCCAAGGACCAAUACGGUAAUUAUGUCACACAGCAUGUCUUGGAGAAAGGAACUUCUGAAGAAAGAGAGAGAAUCGUGAGAAAACUAUCAGGGCACAUCGUGCAGCUAAGUCUACAUAAAUUUGCAUCAAAUGUUAUAGAGAAGUGUUUGGAGUAUGGUGGUCGAAGUGAGCGUGACCUCAUCAUCAAAGAGAUUGCAGGGCCAGACGAGAGCUAUGAUAGUCUAUUGAUGAUGAUGAAGGAUCAGUACGGAAACUAUGUGGUGCAGAAGAUAUUUGAGACAUGUACAGCUGAUCAGCGUGCAACAUUGUUCAGCCGAGUCAGAAUGCAUGCAUCUGCAUUGAAGAAAUACACAUAUGGGAAACAUAUUGUUACUAGGUUGGAGCAGCCCUUUAGUGAAGAAAAUCAAGAAUCAAGAUGAUGAGUGGCUCUUCUGAGUUGAAGGUAGUGGCCGACUCAGAUUUACUCAAUACAAUUCGCUUUUCAUGAAAGCUGGCUAUCCAUUGGGAAGAUUUUAGAUGAUUGUGAAGGAUGUUUACUUGGAAUAUUUAUCGUAGCAUAGCCGUUGUGAUGAUUGUGUGGCAUGUUCGUAAAUAUUCAUAAAUGUAUCAGUAGUGUACUUAAGUUUUGUUGUAACUGGUUUGUGGAUUUUUCACCAAGACAAUUCGAAACUUUCUUUAGACAGUAUUACUACCGAAGCCAAAUAAUACAUGCUUAUCGUC